GUGAAACCCCAUCCGGCCUUUCGCCAUGAAGUCUGCGCCUCGGCGAAAACCCGCGGCAAAGUGCGGAGCCAAAGCGAAGGAGCUGCACAUCGAAUGCGAACACGGAACGGUGGUUGUCCACGUCGCGAAUCCCAGCCCUUCUGAGGUCAGCAGCUCCUGGUCAAGAGCCCGGGAGGUGCUUCAGACGGAGGGCCUGGUGCUGCUGCGAAAGCUGCUGCCGCAGCGCUUGGUGCGGCAAGCACGACGGAGGCUCCUGGCUGAACUGGCCGACCUUGGGGUCCUGGCUGAGUCCGAUAAGGCGAUCUUGUCGGAUGGAUGCCUACAGGGCGAGGUGCCCAUGCCAUCCUUACUGCGACGGCUGGAUCUCCAGGAUCUGCCCGAGGUACGCGCAGUGCUUGAACAUGCCGCUUUGUUCGAUGCCACGGCACGACUCUUGGAAACCGAUGAGGUCGUCACCACCUGCUACAAGUGGCUCCGCGCCGUGCCACCUGGUGCCUUCACGGGGCCCCACAUGGACCGCGCCUACGUGGGCUGCUCGGAACAAAGGCUGACGGCCUGGAUCCCUCUCGGCGAUGUGAGGUGUGGGCAGAAAGAGCUGGGCUCACUCUGCUGGCUGCCCGGUUCCCACUGCAAGCCGCAGGUUGUGCAGAGGUUCAAAGACUACCAGCAAGCCGGUUCGGAUGGAGAGAGGAGUGGUUGGUUAGCGGCGGAUCCGGCGGCCCUGCAGCUGCCCGAGGAUUGUCGAUGGGAGAGCGCCCAUUUUGCGGAAGGGGAUGUGGCGAUUUUCGGCAUGGACCUGCUGCAUAGCACGUUGCCCAACGGGUCCCGCGCCUUCCGCCUCUCCUGCGACACCCGCUGGCAGCCCCUGGACGCGCCGCCGCCGGAGCUGCCAACGGGGCCCUGGAGGGCCCAGGAGCCGAAGCCGAAGCGACGGCGAAGGGGGCGGAGCGACGAAGCGACGGAGCGGGCACAAAAGGGGCGAUGUCAACGGGUUUUUUCGGCAGUGAAGAUGGGCUCCCUGUUGGCCUGCGCGGAUGAAAGCUGCGCCACGACGAACCGCGGUGCUGCAGCCAGGGCCUGGGAGAAGAUCGAAGCCGAGUGCAGGGAGAAGUUGGAACAAAAUCGCACCGCUGCGGCCAUGCGCUGCUUGGAAGGGCAUUUCUGGGAAGCACGAGAGCCAGGGAAGCGCGCGGGCGAUUUCUUCACGACCCUGAGGAAACUGCGCCAUGACGCCGAGAUGUUUACUUGGCUGGAGCAGGAAGGGAAGGUCACCACGGAGUUGAAAAAGGUUUUCCGAGGGAUUUUCCAUUCUGCGAAGCAGAAACAUAGCGAUCCGGACAAGGUCUUCGAAUUGGCGUUCAACGAGGAGACGAAUGAACGAAAAAUGUGGCAGAAAGCCAACAACAAAGCAGUCUACUGGGACCCCGCCGGGAGGGAAGUCCCAAGCAAAACCCUGCGCGCCAAAGCAGCUGCGCUCAAGGGCUUGGAGGACAGUUUGGAAAGCACCGGCCGGGCCGUGUGUGACCGAUUCCUCUCUUCAAGAGCCUUGCGACACCUGAAACGUUUUCUGGAAGCCUCCACCUUUUAUUUCUACCCGCGCAGCGGAUACCACUUGCUGGCGCUGCUGGAAGACGGGCUGGCGUCACCGUUGCUGGCGCAGCUGGUGGAUGGGAUUCGACACGCCCUGCCCCGCUCUGCCGGGACGCAGCCGCUGCGCAGCGUUCGCGCCUGGAAGGCGGACAACUCCGCGCUGCAGCGGCCGGAGAUGGAGAAACCGGAGUUGGGGCCGCAGGGGAAACUGAACCUGCUGCUUUGGUUGGUUCCCACCAGCGCCCUAAACGGAAGCGCUGCGGGUGCGUUGCAGUUGCUGCCGCGCAACGCGACGGGUCGCGAUGCGCCUGUAGCGCGGGUGGCUUAUGCGGCCAACAGGGCAGUGCUGUGGCAGGAUGAGUUGAAGGCCGAAUGGGUAGGCCCUGGCUGGAAAUCGGGGUUCCUCCAACGGGGCAUCCACCUACUCUUCACCUUUGGGUGGAGCGAAGAUGGCGCCGCUGGGCACUCUUCGAUUUUCUCGUGGGGGCCGCUAUGCGCCAUGUCGAGUCCAGCAUCAGAUCGUCCCGGUCGCCCGCCUGCGGAGCGAUCAGAUCGCACCGCGCAAUCGUUUGAUGAAAGAUAUCGCUCCGCAUCCUUCAUUGAGGAGGAUCCCCGCAGAGCCAUAUCUGGGUUAGUGCUUCCUAGCAAUGCCGUGGGCGUGGCGUCCUUGCAAGUCGGCAAGGCCGGCAAGGUGACACCUUCUAAGGCGUCCCCCCUGCUGCCCAAGCGAUUGCAGAACGUCAGCGACGCGUCGGACAUGAAUGAGGACUCAGCUUCAAGCAAGACACCCUCUACCAAACGUGUCAUGGACAUCCCUGAGCUGGUGCGACAAUUCGAAGAUCUCCUGCAUGAUUUCAGGCAAGAUGCGGAGGAGCAUAUGUUUAACGUGAUCGGUCCCAACCCUUGGAACCUAGGCUUUAUUCAAACAGGACCCUUGCAGAAGAGGGCCAUUAACCUUCUGAAGGCGUUCACACGUAGCGUCCAGCUGCAGUUUCCGAAAGCUUACUCACUCGAUGAGGCCAUGAAGCCGCCCACGGUGCGCCGCUUCAUGCGAACCUGCAAGCUUUGUUUGGAGGACGUUGGGCAAUGGACCCAGAUCUGUUUGAUCCACGUCUCUGCAUUCUGCAAACACGAAAAGUUGGAGCAGGACAUCCAACACAUCUUGAGUCAGGGCGGAAAUAUCAAUGCCAGGGCCAUGUUCGAGGUGUGUCUGCAGUACCAAAACCGGGACGAAACAACCUCGGUGUCAUGUUCGGUGCAGCCCAUUCACUUGGCUGUUCACGCUGGAAAUUUGCGAGGAGUCGAGGUGCUGCUACGACAAAAGGCAGCAGUAGAAUCAAGGUCCACCUUCGACGCCGUGCCCGACUUCACACCGUUGCAUCUGGCGACUGCACUCUGGGCGCGUGCGGGGGAGGAUUCCUUGAAGCAGCACGAGGUGGUGAAACUUCUGCUGGCACAGCUGGCAGAUCCCAAUGCUGUGGAUCUCAGUGGCACCACCUGUAAUCGCCUCAGGCCUGCGGCCAGCGCCAGCCGUCCACAGGGCCAGAGUGGAUUGAGGAAGGGCAUGUAUGUAACGUUGAACACGGAGAAGGCGAAUCAGAUCCCACGCCUGCGGCGUGACGCCAAAGAGUUUCUUCAAACGGCAGACUUCUCGCGUCAGUCGGAGUUCAUCGUGGUGGCAGAUGUGGAGGACCCGGAGAACGAACACGAGCUGGUGCCGCGACCGGGCACGGCCACCACGAGGGACCUGAAGAUUCAGCAGAGCUGUGUGGAUGUGCUAGGCUGGCGCUUCUUCAGCGACUGCUGCCUGGCCCUCAAGGACGAGUUGCCCGGCUCCGGUGUUGGCGGCGUCGGACCCGGCGGCUCCGCGGAGCUGUCGCCGAAGUUCAACAAGUCCCACACGGCCACCACGUGGCAGGAGGAGGACCUGCGUCGUAAUCGCGCGGUGACCAUCCACGAGGCGGAGGCCGGUGACGCGCCGGUGCUCAGCGAGGACGAAGGCGAAGAAUCAUUCCCUCAUGAUGUGCCAUGGGAAGAUGCCAUACAUAUGAAGCUGGCGAAUCCCCUGCGCGAUGGUCGAUUUUUCCGCAAGAGAAAUCGCGUGGUGUCCGGCUAUUUGCUUCACUUCGCAGUCGAUGAGUUGGUCUUUUCUGAAUCGGAGCUGGACCGUGAUGUCGUGAGGAGCAUCGUCCAGUUGCGCGCAGAUGUUCACAGCAGAGCUUGGGUGAAGCGAAAUAUCUCGAAAGAUUUCUUUGAUGUCACCGCCAUUCACAUGGCAGCAGCCAGCUUCUCGCUGCCGGCAGUGAAGACCCUCUUGGAAAUCAAAGCAUCCAUCGAAGCCUGGAUCAACCGAUGGCGAGAAGGUUCCCAUGGCACCAAGGAGUCUGCCGCUACCUUCGAUGAAAUCCCCUGCUGGACCCCGUUGGCGGAUGCCUUGCUGGCGACCAUCCAUCAUUCCAAGGAUGAAGAUGUGCAGAAAGCUUCGAAACAGCCCAAGUCAGUGCUACAAAUCAAGACCAAGGAGUGCGUGAUCCAAUCCUUGCUGAAGGAACGCGCGAACCCCGAUGGCUGCGGCGGCUCCGGCGGGUUGUCCUGUCUCCAUCUGGCUGACGUCACCUUGAAGACCAGCGGCUAUGUCCGGGCCACCCGCGCCCACGGCAAUCGCGGCUGGGACAGGGGUCUGACGCCUCUGCAGAUUUGUGACUAUGCAGACCAGGUGUACCCACAGCAAGCCAGAAGUGAAGUGAUGGCCCUCCUGGCUCCUUCCCUGCGAGGGGCAAGCUUCCUACUGCAGGAUGUCACCAGUAUGUCGGCCUUCAGCUUAAGCGCUGCUGAUGAACUGGUCCGGCGGGUCGUGGAAGAGGCAGAGGCCAAGAAGGAAGGGUCGGCGGCGCGCGCGCUGAACACCUUGCGACUGAGAGCCAUCACCGGCAGCAAAUCGCCCGAGGGCUUCACCCCGCUGGCCGCUUGGCUGAUGCAAUGGGGACCCAGUGGAUGGGAAGAUCUACCACUUGCCAUGGCCGCCAUUGCCAAGGAUGGUAUUGCAGAGCUGAUUGAGAUCGCGCCCACCACUGCCAUCAAGAUGUUGGAUGGCCUGCUUCUGACAGAACCGGCUGCUUGGAUGGAAGCUGAGAUGCUGGGUCUCCUGGGUGAUGUGGAAGUGGACACGGAAGAUCCUCAUGUCCACCCGCUGCCGCACCGGGCGAACAUGAACUACAAACAUCGCGCGCAAGGAAUUGGUUGGUCGGCGACCAUUUUUGACUUGCCCAACUUGUCAGUGCAGACCACCUACCAACCAGACUGCAACAUUGAUCGGAAUUCGCACUUUGACACUGACAAGGACGACGUAAUCCAUCAGGAGUGGCCCUGCUGGCUGCGGCAGCAGAAAACCUGGCACGGCGUGCUGGCACCCAAAGCAUCGUGCACGAGGGCCAGCUUAGUGGGCCCCGCGGGCUUUGAAAAGUCCUUCGCUGAUCAGAUGGGAUCCUCCUCAGCAGCGACCAGGCUGAAGUAUCAGCAAGGAGACAGAGAUGUUUGUAUCAAGGUGCUUUUGGUUGCCAAUAUCUUGGAUGUUCGUAUCCUCCAAGCUCUGACCAACGUGGGCUGGAGCGAAAUCUUCGCGGAGAAGGUGGUCCAAGCGAUUCUGUCGGUGGGCUAUGAGAAUUUCUGCUUUCGGCCCAUCACAGCAUCCUUGAUCCAAGAGACGGUGCUGUUUGCUGCCUUUCUGUGGCUCGGGCUCGCACGCUGGGGUGGCAGGUCCUGGUCCUUCGGAUGCUUCUCCUGGCAGCCAAAAAAGACGCCUUGGGCAGUCAUUUUUGCCAUCUUUGUGAACGAAAGCAUCACUAUGGCCUGGUGGAUGCGAGGUCACUUCUCGCACAAUUGGACGCUGAAACAGUUCUUCCUGCAUCCCAUGACAAGCUUUCGACUUUUCCAGCUCUACUUGUUGUGGUGGCUGCUUUGGAGGACCUUUUUCGGCUACGACUUAGACCACACCUGGCGCAACGACGAGGAUCUGGGCGACAACAAGCGCACCUUUGAGAGGCUCUGCGACCGAGUCUGUGAGGCGGUUCUGGAGGCCUUGCUGUCGCAGGAUGUCGAGUCUCGGGCGCAGCUGGAUGCCUGUGCCAAGCUGGGCAUGGUGCGCAAAGGGCGGGUGGCCACCGUGCCUUACGAGUCGAUCAUGCGCGAAGCGGUGAGGGCAGCGGGCUACGACCAUGAAGACAUGGGAAUGGACUGGAGGACCGUGAACAUCAUCGUGGCGCUGGAGGACCGCAGCGCGGAGUGGCACCGGGCGCUGCUGGGCGGCGCCGAUCCCUCGCGGUCCUUGGGAGACGAUCAGGCCGUGCUGUGUGGCUACGCCACGGACGAAACGCUGCAGCUCCAGCCCUUGUCCCAGCAGCUGGCAGAACAGCUGGCGGCGCGGAUGGAUGCGAAGCUUGGCUCCGUGAAAGCCAUCGGAAGGUUGAGACUCGAUGGCUCCCUGCCGUGGUUGCGUCCCGAUGCACGGGCACAGGUCACGGUGAAGUACGUAGCCGUUCCCAACUCGCCAGGUGUGAGUUCCAUUGCCAUCGUCUACGGCCACGCUGCAGAUGUGAAACCUUCUGAGGCGGAACAGGACUUGCUGGAGAAGGUGGUGAAAGUGGUGCUCCCCAGCCUUCCGGAGAGCGUCGCCUUCACCCCCCGCAGCGCUUGGCGUGCCGGCGCAAGUGCCUCGGGCGCCUCUGGACGGAGACACCUGGAGAGCUAUGGUGGCUGGGCACCUGGGCGCGAAAGGGAUGAGAUCGCCAAGAAACAUCGAGGCCCCUGGUUGCGCCUUCAGCGGCCGCGACGGCGGCAGCCUUUCGCGUUGUGGUGGGCUGGCGGCCGCAUGGGCAGCGAAGAGCCUGGUGGCGGGGAAGUUCUGCAGAAGAUGUGGCGAGACAGCGGACGUCGCGUGCAGCUGCGCUACGUCGCCGGAGAAGCCCAGAUCCAGGUUGACAGCUACGGCAGCGCAAGGAGCGACGCAGAGCUGGAGGAGUUGUCACCCGACACAGCAGAGGUGCUGCUGCGGCAUUUCGAUUUCCGGCCACAAGCCUUGCAGAAAGAGCUGCAGUUGAAUGCCUCAAUGAAGGCCAAAGAGAAACCAUGGGAGAAGCCAAAGGCGUGGUCCUGGCGGAAGAACCAAGGGCGGUUUCAGAGUCUUCUUGGGGCCAACCUUCUUUUGCAGUGCUUUCUCUUCAUCUUUUUAGCCAAAGGUGCCUCUCCGCGCUUGGAGUUUGGUCGCCACCUGCUGGCCAUCUUGCACUCCUUCUUGCGGCUGGGGGUCAUCUUCACCGUGUUGUUCUUGGUCUUCGCCAGCUUUACCUCAGCCUAUUUGGUGAUGGGUUCGCGCCUGCCGCUCCGAGCGCUCAUCGAGAAGGUGCAAUCUCUCAGCAUAGGCGAAGGCCUCGAUGUCAUGGAGGGCGGCUCCAGGCAUGGAGAGCUCCAGCCGAACAACCUGGAUACCUAUCUCACGUUGUUGUCCACAUUCAUCGUGACCAUUUGUUUGCUGAACGUAUCCAUUGCUGUUUUUACUAUGGAGUAUGAGGCGGCCAUCAAAGAAUCAUGGCUCCACUUCUGGCGUUGGCGGGCACGCCUCUGCACCGAGGUCCUGCUCUGUCCGCGUUGGCCCUGGAAAUUCGAAUCCAAGAAGUCGCAGUGCGUGGAACGGCGCUACAUGGCGCAGUACUUGGAGAUGGCUGUCCGGAGGUUGAAAGAUGAGGUGCUGCCAACCGUCUACAACAGCCGGAUUUGCCAAAGGACCUUCAAUUUGUUUGGUUAUCGAAUUUCUUGGGAGCGGCUGGAGGCACUGGAUGCUCCAGAAGAUGAAGCAAGGGACGAAGACGCUGAGUAUGUUCGCUUGGUGGGGUGGAUGACCGUUGCCACUGUGACACUGCUUGGGGUCGUGCUUUUGUUCCUUCCCUUCGUCCAUGGUAUCUUCAGCGGCAUCUGUUUGGGUAUUGGCUUCACAAUUCUCAAAUCCCUUUGUGCUCGUGGUCCCUACGGCAACAGCGUUGGAAGUGCCUCGGAGCACGACUCUGAUGAUGAGGACGAACGUCCACGUGGUGCGGAGAGACCACACUUCCUCUGGAUUUGUUACCGCGCGGACUACGAUGCCAAUGUCUUUAUGAACAAAGAGGUGCACAAGGAACACCUCGAUCAGCUGGAGAACAGAGUGAAUCAUAUGUCUCAGAACUUGGAGACGUUUGGGCACCAGGUCAUCGUCUUGACCGCCGUGGCGAUGGCCAUUGCGAAUCUCAUCACGGUCUUCUCGGUGGAGUAUUUGGUGACGCUGAAGUUCUACAUCGUGCAACUGGCCGUGGACACCCGCGGCGUUGUCAAUGGCAUCUUUGUUCUCAUGGCGUUGAUGGCCUUCUGGGCCACACUGGGCGCGAGCCUGGUGCAGUUGCUGGCGCCCGACGCCGGCGGCUCGGGGUCAGCGGAGAACAAAGGUUGGCUCAACGGCUUUGAUACCGCGAGAUUUUUCUCCGUAAGGACGCUGGUGGUGCGCUUUGUGGCGGUCAUCAUCUUCAACACCACGGGCUACCCCUGUGGUCGUGAGGGUCCAACGGUGACGCAAGGCAGUGGCCUGGCCUUCCUCUUCUGUCGAUGUAUCUCCUCCAAACACAAGGGUGCCAAAGAAUACCUGGACAUGCGCAGUGGCGCCCCUGGUGCCGUCCGAAUGGGUUGCAUCGUUGGUGGCGCCUGUGGAAUGGCGAUGAUUUUUGAUUCACCGCUGGGUGGCAUCCUGUACAUGUUUGAGGAGGUUGGCCCAGCCCUGUGGCCUGUGGAAUUAACCUUCAAAGCCUUUGUUGGAUGCGUCAUUUGCACCAGCAUUUCGUAUGCCUUGCUGGCCAUGGCUCAUACAUCUAUCAGACAAUUCGUCAUUUUUGAGAUGUGGUACGGUCCAUCUGUGAAAGACUACAGCUACCGCGACGUUCCGGGCUUUUUGGUGCUCUCCCUCUUUUGCGGUUUGCUGGCACCGUUGCAUACCAUGCUUUGUUUGAGAGUGGCCGCACUGCGCAAGCGUUGUCAUGGAGAAUCUUGGCCUUGGAAAGUGGCUUGGGAGCGUUCAAACAUGGUGUUUUAA
Cladocopium goreaui is the source of this 8698-nucleotide messenger RNA. Lineage: Eukaryota; Dinophyceae; Suessiales; Symbiodiniaceae. The record is from the annotation of a GenBank genome assembly.